Molecule: messenger RNA, 1007 nt
Organism: Hydractinia symbiolongicarpus
Lineage: Eukaryota; Metazoa; Cnidaria; Hydrozoa; Anthoathecata; Hydractiniidae
Product: PHD finger protein 21A-like
Exons: 10
Coding region: 70-966 (298 amino acids)
Source: RefSeq, a predicted model, not a curated record
UGUUUACAAUACUUUUCUAUCUAGGAAUAAAAAUGCAAUUAGAACAAUAUCAGUCCAUCUGAUGAGAGGAUGGACCAGGAAAGUAAGAAGUUUUCGAAGUACAGGCUGUGGUGUACGAAGCCAUCAGAAGCAACUAAACAUGACCUUUCUAAUGAAAGUGACAAUGUAAAUGACGAGUCAUCAAAUCCACCUGUCCUGUCACGGUCUCUGUCAUGUAACUCAAAUGAAGUGGAAGAAGAGAGCCAAACUAAAUUUCUUUCACUGUUUGGUUUGGUCACUCUUGAAACAGGAGAAAAAAUCAAAAAGAAGUCAUUGGAACGUAAAAAACGUUCAUGUUCAUCACCUCAUUUGCUUUCUUUGAUAUUACAAGCUGAAAAGCAGGACUUAGAUGGAAAUGAUCCACCGGCAGUUAAAACUCGUAAAAAGAAAAGCGAUGAAACUAAAAAGAAAAAAGAGAAAUUAAAGCCAGUGACAGCACCUACUUCAACACCUCAAGCUGUUUCUUUGUCAGAGCAAAAAAUCGUCACUAUUCAAUCGACUGGUUUUGAGGAUGGUAUUGAAGAUUAUCAUGAAGAAUUAUGCCACAAGUGUAGUAAUGUUGGAGAAUUAUUACUGUGUGAUACAUGUCCGUUAGUGUUUCACUUGGAAUGUGCACAGAUGACAGAAAUACCUUCUGGAAAAUGGUUCUGUAAAAAAUGCGAGGAAAAAAUUCACGAUUUGCAAUUUCCGGAAUUUUCGUCGGAGACCAUUCAACAGCAAUUUGAAGACUUUCAACGUCAGAGAAGCGUUCAAUUAAAAGAAGCUUUUAUAUUGAGAAGUGAAAAAGCAGAUUUACUUCGGAAGAUAAAUGAAAUGAACGCUCUUUUAAAGAGUAAGAAUGAGCUUGAAAAAACAUAUUUGACUAAGAUAGAGAGCAAACAGCUACUAUUGAACAGCAUAGAUGUAUUUAUGGCUGAUAUUGUGUAAAUUAUUUUUUUAUAAAGAUAACGAUAAAACAAAACUUCGAA